Messenger RNA from Polyodon spathula (Mississippi paddlefish), 3428 nucleotides. RefSeq names its product B-cell lymphoma/leukemia 11B-like. Lineage: Eukaryota; Metazoa; Chordata; Actinopteri; Acipenseriformes; Polyodontidae. Gene Ontology annotation, molecular function: DNA-binding transcription factor activity; RNA polymerase II cis-regulatory region sequence-specific DNA binding. Gene Ontology annotation, biological process: positive regulation of transcription by RNA polymerase II. Gene Ontology annotation, cellular component: nucleus. The record is from RefSeq and is a predicted model, not a curated record. The transcript has 3 exons. The coding region runs from base 231 to 2393 and encodes 720 amino acids.
GCUGCUCCUCCUCCUGAAAGUGACCCGGCCUCGUUAGGAGCUGCGCUCCGAGGAUUUCAGCCUCGCUGUCUUGAACUUGAGAGAACUCCGCAGGAGUGUAGCGCAGCGCCGUCAGAGCUCAGCCGCGGAGCGCAAACACCGCGCAGGUGUCUCCAGACGCAGAGGAACACGCGGGGGUCGCCGUCUGUGCUGCCGGAUUAUAUAUAGCUAUAUUUGAGAUUAGAAUAAGGAUGUCGAGGCGUAAACUGGGCAGCAGACCCCAGCACGUCAGCACAUUAACGUGUGAGACUGAGCUGAAGGAAGUGACCCUGCCCUCUCUUGAGAAGAAGGGCGUCCUGCCGGGGGAGGUCCCCAGCGACCGUGACCUCCUGACCUGUGGACAGUGUCGCCACAGCUUCCCCCUGGCGCACAUCCUGGUCUUUAUCGAGCACAAGAAGGGGCGGUGCCAGGGCGGGACCUGCCUCAAAGAGGCGGAGCUUUUGGGACACAGCCCUCCCUCCCCGCCCAAUAGGACAUUUAGUCGUUCUCCUAUGGAGCCAGCGGUCCAGGUUGCUUCUAGACUGUGCGAGUGGAGCAGGCCUGGGGAGAAUGGAAUAUCGGUGAAGCAGGAGAACUCCGUGGAAGAUGAAGGUGAGCCAUCGUGCUAUAUCUGCCAGUCAUGCAAGGAGCUGUUCCCCAGCGCGUGGUUCCUGCUGCAGCAUGCUCAGAGCACGCACGGCCUCAGCAUCUACCUGGAGGACGACCCCCUGAAAGGCUGUCCUCCCAGGGACAGAGAGUCAGGGCCCCUGAGCUCCCUGAGAGAGAAGAUACAUCAGCAGCGCCUAGCCAGCCUCCAAAAAACAGACUCCUUCUCUCCCUCCUUCACGCCCCCUCCUCGACAGAGCCUGCCCCACCAAAUCAACUACCUGUACCCCGAGAUCCGCCCCGAAAUGCAGCCCUACCCCCAGCCUGAAAACGGCUUGUCGGAUCGAUUCGACAGCCCCGGGCAGGACCAGGCCCUCAACUUUUCAGCCCGGCUUCGAGAGCUGGCUGGGAACGUUGUGUCUGCAGAGCCCCCUUCCCCGGGGCGGGGUGGCUCUCCCUUCCUCCAGACCACCCAGCCCCCCUGCGAGGGCACCCCGCCAGCCGGGGGGAGAGCUAAGUCCUGCGAGUUCUGCGGCAAGACCUUCAAGUCGUUAAGCAACCUGGUGGUGCACCGCCGGAGCCACACUGGGGAGAAACCGUACCACUGCCCCUUCUGUGACCACGCCUGCACCCAGUCCAGCAAGCUGAAGCGCCACAUGAAAACCCACCGACUCGAGAUCGGGCCCCAGGCCUGGGAGAGCUGCCUGGGGGAGGCCUCAGCGCUCAAGGCGAGGGCCAAAGAGUACGAGGGAUACCAGGGAGCUGACAAGACCAAGCCCGACGCGGCAAAGAAAUCGCAUGAAAGCGAGGGCCAGGAGUUUGUUCUGCAGGCAGAGGUUUCCGAGAAGCUGCCGGAGAAAAAGAACCAUUGGCCAGGGAGCAGCCUGUGUGCACGUGUCCCUGCACGGAUGAGAAAGCUCAAGGACCUGUAUCCGAGCAUUGAGGAACAGGAGGCUGAAGACCUAGCUGCGGGACAGCUCCCCUCAGACACUGAUCUCCAGGAGCUGGCCAACAAGAGCCUGCUGUCCUCCCUGGCACUGACCCAGGCCUCUCCGGGCAAGCAAGGCCUGCUGAGCUUCCUCAACCGGAGGAUCAAACUGGAGCAGGAGGAGGAGACCAGUGGGAUCCCACCGCUACCACCAGUCUACCAGAAUAGUUUGUAUUCCCAGUGGCUGUCCGGGUACAACGGGUCCAUAAACAGCAUAUCGGACACCAAGGAUCCCACUCCGGAUUCCAGGAGGGCCUCCCCAUUCGGGAAUGCUUCCGAACACUCCCUUGAGAACUCUCCGGGAAACAACGGCGACUCGCGCGUCCUGACGGAAGACAGCUCGGAGGAGGCCCUGUCUUCGGAGAGCGGGAUUGCCAGCGGGAACUGCACCCCGAAGCAGACCGCUGGUGGCGGCGGGGGGAAGCGCGCGGAUACCUGCGAGUUCUGCGGGAAGCGCUUCAAAAACAGCAGCAACCUGACGGUGCACAGGAGGAGCCACACCGGGGAGCGGCCCUACCACUGCACACUGUGCUCCUACGCCUGCGCCCAGAGCAGCAAGCUGACACGCCACAUGAAGACCCACGCGCCCCACGGGGGCAAGGCUGCCUUCACGUGCCAGGUGUGCCACGUGCCCUUCUCUGUCUACUCCACGCUGGAGAAGCACAUGAAGAAACGCCAUGCCAAUGAGGAAGCCACGACGGAUAGCAGUGGCACUGCCCCCUGUGAGAUUCGACAGGAGCAGCAGCACAGCCAGGCUAGGAACCCCAGCACUGAACGCUAGCACACAAGAGGAAGGAGAUCGUUACAGGGCAAGCCUGCUGUGACAGAGAGAAGGGUUACAUAAUGCCUGAUUUCUGCUUCCCCAAAUGUAAUUUCAUUAGUUAGCAACCUGCUCUCUUUGUUGUGUAGUCUGAUGAAACAUUUGUCACUGAAUUUACAUUGAAGACACUGAGAAAGACUUCCAGUGGAAACGUUUCUCAUUGAAUUGACUAUGUGUUAUUUAGCAUUUCUAAAUUCAAGCACCAUUGAGUGUUUUAAUAGUUACUGAUGCAUUUUGAAAGAACUCAAACUCCCAGAAUCCUCUGGCUCUCAUUCUCACCCAAUCACUGCUUUUUCUUUGAUCCUCUUAUUCUCAAGGUCUCUGUUCCUUUCUGCAACCUCUUGAAAGGAAAUUCAAGUUGCACGUUUCCCAUAAGGUGUGUUUCUUUCGGACCUAACACCUACAAAAUACAGUAAUUAAUAUUAGCUGAGAUUUAAUGAGAUUAUUGUCUUCUUUAAAUUGAACUCGAUCCCACCAGAUUUCUGUGUGUAACUUCAACACGUUUUAUAAAAUACUUAACCAUAUUUUAUUUAACAGUAAAACCCCCAAAUAUUUAUUAUGCAGAUGGUUUUUGCAGACUGUAUAUGCCCAGGGUUCCAUUAAAGACGUCGCUUUACUAUAGACACCCGUGAUGUUCAAUGCAGAUUUGAAUGUAUAAGCACUGUACCAUUCCAUUCAUAAAUCUGAAAACAUGGGGGUGGAGCUAGUGACAAGCCCCGCCCCUUACAGUUAUUUUACUUGACUCGAUUGGUGUGCUUUUGCAGAUGUAUUUUCCUAGUCUAGCUUAGUAAAUACUUUUAAAACAUAUAAACAUGUUUGUUACUAAUAUUUUUGCCGCUCUUCAGUCUAUGCAUUUGUAAAUGUCCUUCGUAAUGUUUAAAAAAGAAAGUUUACCUAAAACGAUGUCUGUAAAUGGAAUUUGUAGAAGCUUCAUUGCUUAUAACUAAUAAUAAUAAUAAUAAUAAUAAUAAUAAUAAUAAUAAUAAUAAUAAUAAU